AGCAGUGUACUUCGUCUUUCCUCAUCGCCCCCUCACUGACAUAAAACAGCUUUGGGUGAUAAAAUAUUAUUCUUGUGAACAUCGUCUUUGGCUUUCGGUGGGACUUCCGGCUUCAACAAAAUAAAAAAACUCAACUAUAUCCCUUUCUUCCCAGAAGCAACAGUGAAGGGUAAUAUAGCUUCUGUGUUAACGUUUUGGUCGAAGUUAAAGUUUUUUCUUGUUUUACAUUUCUUUUAAUCCCAAAGUUUUUUCACUGUAACCAUGAUGACUGUAAUCGAAAAUAAUUUCUACUGUUUUCAAUAAUACAAUUCACAUACAUAGGUUUGAAAAUAAAAUCAUUUCAAAUUGAAUACCCAUUACAUCUAUUAAGUCUUUUUCACGAAAUUUAGAAAAUAUUCAAUAAAUAAUAUAACGAGUUCUGCAUUUAAUUCUAAAUUCGUGAAUUCCUAUACUAGUAUACCAACCAAUAUCGAAUAUAAUUAUGAGUACAAAAUCUAUAAAAGACUUCGAUGCAAGUCGAUUUUUAAAGCUUUGUAAGCAUUCAAAUUCAGAACUUCAAGCCCGACAACGCCAAUAUAGAAGGGUCUUAGAGGCGCGAUUGCCUAAUGUACGAAACAACCAUAUUCAGAUUGAGGCCUAUAAACAUGGGUGCCAGAGAAUGAAAGCCGAGAAAGAUUUGCUAAAAACAAAUAUUUGGAACGCGUCAGGAAAAUGCCAUGAGGUCAAAAAUGGUCAAGCGCUUACUUCUAUCAAAUGCUUCAUUGAUUGUAAUGUGACUCUCAAUGAGGAAGUUCAAAAAAUGAAGUUAUAUAUACACAAUCUUGAUCGUAAAUUGGGUGUAAUGAAUAAGGAUAUCUGUCAUAUGAAUAUGAUACAAUUCCAAAAGAGUCGAAAGGAUUUAGAAAUUGCCAAACGGUCACUGCGACUCUUGGAGGACCAAUAUGAAAAUCAGAUCCAGAUGGAAUGCAAGCUGACCGCAUUAAGUGAGAAGCUUCGUCUAAAUAUUUGUGAACUGAUAAACGAUCGUAGGCAAUAUUAUUCAUUUUACACAAAAUACAUACAACGAUUGACCAGCGAAAAUAAAUACCUUACGGACCUCAUUGAUUUUGCACUCGAUCAAAUUGAAAUUGGUAUCGAUAUGUAUGAGAAAUUAGAUAAUCAAAGUAAAAACUUUGUGCAUGAUUUGGAGAAACGAAAGGUUGAAAUGGAAACACUUCGACGUAUUAAAACUGCAAACGAAAAGAUGAUGGAAUUCCAAGAGAAGAAAUUUGUAAAACGAUCACUAACUGCCAUACCAUACAAGGAAAUUAAACGCCGUGAAAUUUGUCGACAAAAAUAUAUAAAGAAACUUAACCUCUACAACAAGAUUUUAAAGAAAAUUCUAAACUACACCAAAGCGUCAGAUAUUAAACAUGUCAUUGACAAAUUCCAAGAACAGGAAAGCCUUUAUUAUUCCUUCUCUAAUCACUCCAAUGAAAUCAGCUAUCGUAUAACACUAUUGAACAAUUCUGUGGCGCGUCUCUUCGGUGAACUACAGGACCUAAAGAUUGGCAAUCGAAGUGUGCUAAAAUCCCAAGCCGAGACAAUCGAGAAGUUAAAAAAUGUUCUGAAGACAAAGCGUUUGAAUAAUGCAAGUCUCAAAAAAAAGGCCGCCUCACAGGAUGAACGUAUCAAAAAAUUGUUCGAGGGAUUGCAAUUGAUUCGUGAUCAAACACUUGUAGAUAUAUCGCUGUUGGCAGACGAUUUCGACGAUCACAAGGAGAUCAACAUUAAGACUAUGCGCGAACAAAUGAAAUUAAUUGAGAAACGUAUACAGUCGUUAGUUUGUGCAAUAUACGCAAUCGAGCGGCAAAAAAAUCGUGGUGUCUUAACCACGGUAUAUCUUGUGAGAGAUCUAUACAAAGUAAUUGAGGCGCCGACGGAACUUGAUCAGAUAGUACCGGCUACACAAUGCGCUGAAUGUGCCGAGGGCGAUGCCAGAAAUGUGGACGAAGCAUGGAACAUUAGACUCAUGCCCCUUGAACAGCUAAAGGUCUGGGUGUCUGAAAAGGUUGGUCAACCCGAACUUCAAUACCGUUUGCAUAACGCCUAUCAAUGUCGUUUAAGUCGUUCACGUUCACGUAGACAAACUCUUAUACACAAUGCAUAAUAUGAAAUGACAUUAAAUUAAACAUAUAGAGUAGUUUAUAUAAAUCAAUUAAUCAAAAAUUAUGAAAAAAUAUUUUGAAUUAAGCCAACUAAAAUUGUAUAAACCAUUGUAUGAAUAAAAAAAAUUCCACAAGCACAGCACCUAUUUA
Molecule: messenger RNA, 2297 nt
Organism: Bactrocera tryoni
Lineage: Eukaryota; Metazoa; Arthropoda; Insecta; Diptera; Tephritidae
Exons: 1
Coding region: 482-2149 (555 amino acids)
Source: RefSeq, a predicted model, not a curated record